UGUCUUUACAUUUCAAUUCAUACCUAUAUAUAAACCCCUAAAACCUUCUCUUAGAUUAUAUUCAACAUUUCUAGAAAAGAAAUCAGAUUAAUUAAACAUUCUUGAAAUAUUUUUUAGUAAGGAGGUAACGAAUAAGUAUUGUUAAUUUGUUACCAAGAUGGGCCUAGUUUCGCUCAUUAUGCUCAUUUCCACAAUGCUCCACUCAAACAAUGACCAAAAUACCCUUAUCACCAACACAUGCAUGAACACCCCAAACUACCCUCUUUGCGUCUCAACCCUACAGUCCGACACCCGGAGCUUCGACACCGAUGCUAACGUCGAAACUCUCGCCCUCGUCAUGGUGGCCGCCAUCAGGUCAAGAGCCCGCGAGAUCAAGGUCAUGAUACCGGAGCUCAAGGCUGCCAAACCUGAGUGGGGAGGGCCGCUCAGCCAAUGCUACUUCUACUACGACACUGUUUUGAGGGCUGACGUGCCGGAGGCGGAGAUGGGUAUCAAGAGAGGCGUCCCGAAGUUUGCGGUGGCGGGGAUGGCAGACGCGGCGGUUGAAGCCGAAAACUGCGACGCCGCGUUUAAGGGUUUGGGAAUUACGGAUUCACCCUUGAAGGAUGUCAACAAGAAUGUGAUGGAUCUGUCUGCUGUGGCUAACUCGAUCAUCAAGAAGUUGUUAUGAACUUAUGACCGUUAAUUGAGUAUUUGAUUUGAUUAUAGUGCAUUUUGAAUAAAGUGUUGUUUUUACGGUAGCACUACCUGGCAUGCAAAAUUUCACAUUGAUGUUUAUUGGAAAAAGGGUCAAAUACACCCACAUACUAUAUCAAAUGAAUCACUUCAGCCCAUCUACUUUAAAAAGCAUCA
Molecule: messenger RNA, 852 nt
Organism: Cuscuta epithymum
Lineage: Eukaryota; Viridiplantae; Streptophyta; Magnoliopsida; Solanales; Convolvulaceae
Source: the annotation of a GenBank genome assembly